AUGGGUGAGGGAGAGCGUUUCCAGCUGGGGACUGUGGGCGCGUUGACUCUUUCUGUGGUCUCAUCUGUGUCCAUUGUGAUUUGCAAUAAGGCGCUGAUGAGUACAUUGCAUUUCAUUUUUGCUACUACUUUGACCAGCUGGCAUCUGCUUGUCACAUUUUGUUCCCUUCAUGUGGCUCUCAAAAUGAGAUUCUUUGAGCACAAACCUUUUGAGCAGAAAGCUGUAAUGGGAUUUGGGGUUUUAAAUGGGAUCUCCAUUGGACUCUUAAAUUUGAGCCUGGGGUUUAAUUCUGUUGGCUUCUAUCAGAUGACUAAGCUGGCCAUCAUUCCUUGUACUGUACUGUUGGAGACCCUUUUUCUUGGGAAGAGAUUCAGUAAGAGAAUUCAAUUUGCCCUUAGUAUCCUCCUUCUAGGUGUCGGGAUUGCUACUGUCACAGAUUUGCAGCUCAAUGCUCUUGGCUCUUUCUUAUCUUUUCUUGCAGUGAUUACAACAUGUGUUGCUCAGAUUAUGACCAAUACUAUCCAAAAGAAGUUCAAGGUUUCUUCCACCCAGCUUCUGUAUCAAUCAUGUCCAUAUCAAGCAGCAACCCUGUUAAUCUCCGGUCCAUAUCUGGAUAAGCUUUUAACCAGCCAAAAUGUAUUUGGUUUCAAGUAUACAACACAAGUGACGGUUUUCAUAAUUCUUUCCUGCCUUAUCUCCAUAUCGGUCAAUUUUAGUACAUUUCUUGUUAUUGGAAAGACAUCUCCUGUCACCUAUCAGGUUCUUGGACACCUGAAGACAUGCCUUGUCUUGGCAUUUGGUUAUAUACUUCUCCAAGACCCAUUUAGCUGGAGAAACAUACUGGGUAUCAUGAUAGCCAUGAUGGGAAUGAUUCUAUAUUCUUACUAUUGCACACUUGAGAACCAGCAAAAAGCUGUUGAAGCUUCAUCACAAGCAUCCCAGGCAAGAGAGGCUGAGUCUGAUCCUCUGAUCAAUGUGGAAAAUGGAAGUGCAGUUGUGAGUGAUACAGUUGGACAGAGACAAUUGUCCCCUGUAUGGAGCAAGAACAAAGACUAG
Sphenostylis stenocarpa is the source of this 1056-nucleotide messenger RNA. The record is from the annotation of a GenBank genome assembly. Lineage: Eukaryota; Viridiplantae; Streptophyta; Magnoliopsida; Fabales; Fabaceae.